AUGGCUUUCGCUUUGUUUUCUAUACUUCUUCCUAUCUUAUUGUUAGCCGUCCCUACAUCUCAGCAUUACCUGCAUCAUAAAACCCAUAGCCAUGGCCUAAAAUCACUCCAUUUCACACUCUACCUACAUGAAACAUUCAACAAAACAGCCUACUUCAUAGUGAAAGGCGUAGCUGGGCCAAGUGGUAUCACCACAACAUCAAACCCUUUCGGAUCUUUGUUUGCUUUCCAUGACCCCCUUACCGAAACACCCAACCCAUCCUCAAAGGUGCUGGGGUACACCGAGGGUUCCGCCGUCACGUCGAGCUUUGAUGGGGAACGAACCACUUGCCUAUCCAGGGUAACUUUGAACUUGAAAGGAUACAAAGGUGAGCUUUUGAAUGUUGGGACUGCUCACUAUACUCAAGUUUCGGAACUUCCUUUUGUUGGUGGCACUGGUGACUUUAGGUUUGUUCAAGGCUAUAUGACCACAUCUGUUGUUGAUCUUAGAGGUCACACAACUUGUUAUAAGAUUGAUUUUAAUCUCUUUUGGCCUCCUUAUGCGGCUCUAGCACACUACUAA
Molecule: messenger RNA, 561 nt
Organism: Beta vulgaris subsp. vulgaris (sugar beet)
Lineage: Eukaryota; Viridiplantae; Streptophyta; Magnoliopsida; Caryophyllales; Amaranthaceae
Product: dirigent protein 1
Exons: 1
Coding region: 1-561 (186 amino acids)
Source: RefSeq, a predicted model, not a curated record